AGCAUGAGUGUAGGAAGGAUCAAUCGCUACAGCAUUGUGUCAUCUGAGGAAGAGGGCCUCCGCCUCACUACCAUGCAUGGCAUGAACGGCUUUGGCAAUGGCAAGAUCCAUACACGCCGCAAGUGCCGCAACCGCUUCGUCAAAAAGAAUGGCCAGUGCAAUGUGCAGUUUGCCAAUAUGGACGAAAAGUCGCAGCGCUACAUGGCUGACAUGUUCACCACAUGUGUUGAUAUUCGCUGGCGAUGGAUGCUGGUGGUCUUCACUCUUGUGUUUGUCGUCUCAUGGUUGGUCUUCGGCUUAGCCUUUUGGGUCAUAGCUUUGCUGCAUGGAGAUCUGGAUAACCCAGCCGGAGAUGACAACUUCACUCCAUGUGUCCUACAGGUCAAUGGAUUUGUGGCGGCCUUUCUAUUCUCCAUUGAAACACAGUCUACCAUUGGUUACGGCUACCGCUGUGUGACUGAGGAGUGCCCAGUGGCUGUCUUCAUGGUGGUCUUCCAGUCUAUAGUGGGCUGUAUCAUUGACUGCUUUAUGAUUGGCGCCAUCAUGGCCAAGAUGGCAAGGCCUAAGAAACGAGCCCAAACACUGUUGUUUAGCCACAAUGCUGUCAUUGCCAUGCGGGACGGAAAGCUGUGCCUCAUGUGGAGGGUAGGGAACCUUCGCAAGAGCCACAUUGUAGAGGCCCAUGUAAGGGCACAGCUCAUCAAACCUCGGAUCACUGAUGAGGGGGAGUAUAUUCCUCUAGACCAGAUAGACAUUAAUGUGGGCUUUGAUAAAGGCCUGGACAGGAUUUUCUUGGUUUCACCCAUCACUAUUCUCCAUGAGAUAGAUGAGGAGAGCCCCCUUUUUGGGAUCAGCAAACAAGACCUGGAGACAGCAGACUUUGAGGUUGUCGUCAUCUUGGAGGGGAUGGUGGAAGCAACCGCCAUGACCACGCAGGCUCGCAGUUCCUACUUGGCCUCUGAGAUCCUAUGGGGUCACCGUUUCGAGCCAGUCUUGUUUGAGGAGAAGAACGUGUACAAGGUGGAUUACUCUCACUUUCACAAAACCUACGAGGUGCCGUCCACCCCCCGCUGCAGUGCCAAGGACAUGGUGGAGAACAAGUUCCUAGUCCCCAGUUCUAACUCCUUCUGCUAUGAAAAUGAACUGGCCUUCAUAAGCCGUGAUGAUGAGGAGGAGGAUGUAGGUGGUGGGAGCAGGGCACUGGCGAACCUCAGUCCAGACAGGAACAGCCGACAUGAGUUUGAACGCUUACAGGCCACCAGGGCACUGGAUCAAAGGUCAUAUCGCAGAGAGUCGGAAAUAUGACCUCUACCCAUUAACCCAGGGUCAACCUUAAAUAACUUUAUCCAAGGGUAAAAAUGCAGAACAAUGCAAAGUGCCAUAGGAAAAGCUGACUACUG
This is a messenger RNA of Micropterus dolomieu (smallmouth bass), 1400 nucleotides long. It is a transcript of the gene kcnj12a, whose product is annotated as potassium inwardly rectifying channel subfamily J member 12a. Gene Ontology annotation, cellular component: plasma membrane. Lineage: Eukaryota; Metazoa; Chordata; Actinopteri; Centrarchiformes; Centrarchidae. Gene Ontology annotation, biological process: potassium ion import across plasma membrane; regulation of monoatomic ion transmembrane transport. The transcript has a single exon. Gene Ontology annotation, molecular function: inward rectifier potassium channel activity. Bases 4 to 1305 code for a protein of 433 amino acids. The record is from RefSeq and is a predicted model, not a curated record.